Molecule: messenger RNA, 1266 nt
Organism: Drosophila biarmipes
Lineage: Eukaryota; Metazoa; Arthropoda; Insecta; Diptera; Drosophilidae
Exons: 2
Coding region: 490-1266 (258 amino acids)
Molecular function (GO): DNA binding
Source: RefSeq, a predicted model, not a curated record
UCACAUACUAUCGUUCAGGAUUGUUAUUAUAUCCCGAACAAUUCAACUGGACUGGAGUAGCUGCUAAGGUCUUAAUAAUAUCUUAAGACAUAAGACUGUAGUAAGAACAAGGAUGACCCUCAGGUGUUGAACCUCAUCCGAAAAGCACCCAAGAAAGAAACACUAGCAACAGGCCCGUCGGCAAAACCGAAACCAAAGACGGACCGAAACCGUUCCAAACCGGUUCAGCUCGGCGUGUCGUUGCGUGUCGCUGCAUGUCGUUGUGAGCCGUGCGAAACCGCUUUCCGCGGUGGUUCGAGUUCGUGUUCCGCUCUCUGAACCGCUCCUCUCAGAGCUGAACCUGAACCGCUCUCCCCGGUUCGGCUUAUUUUUACAUAUUUUGCGGUCUGAGUAGGGGAAUUCAAUUUAGUCAACGCAAGUCACUCAAGUAGGUCGCAACGCACGACAAAAAACCAAACACCAAACUUUCAUAACCGUAAGCCGCGAAAAAUGUCAAGAAGAUACCCGAACCCGGUGUCGAAGUACUUUAUCUACUACGAGAAGACCCGGAAGAGCACCUGCAAGGCGUGCAACUUCGACAUGGCCGGUCGCCACUCCGAGAAUCUGAUGAGACACCUCAAACGCAAGCAUAAGGACCUCUACGAUUCCGUGGUGGCCGAUAAGCGGGCCAUACUGGUCCACCGCCAGCAGCAGGCAAAACAGGCCGAAGACCGCGCUCUGGCCUCCAUGUUCCACUUUCCAGCGGAACCAAAAAGAAUUCUCAUUACCAAGGACUCCUCCCGACCAUCGACCAAUGGUGCCACGGAAUCCGCCGAUGUGGUGGCUGGUGAAGAGGCUGGCGAUGGAGAUAACGGGUACAACGCAUCGGCCAGCCAAUUCGACGGCAUCUUCAUAGGGAAGUCGGAGCUGCCCGAUGAGGUUGAUCAGUUUGACAACUCUGGUGACGUCGAACUGGAGGCAGUCGAACCUUCGACAUCCCUUAGGACGACGUCCGCCAGCUUGGCCCCUAGUUCCUCCACUACUCCUGCCCCGACCGCUGUUUGGGCGCCAUCUGCUGUCGCCCCGACUGUUUUUUCGGUGCGUGCAUCGUCAUCGAACUGCCCGCUGGAUGGCGACGACUCCUUCUACCUCCAGUAUCUUGGUAACAAGUUGAGCAAGUACUCGCCCCGCACCAAGAACACAGUCCAGUUCCAGAUCAAUCGCAUCCUGUACAAGGCCGAUAUGGGGCAGUACGAGGACUCAGUUCCGCCCUGCGAUUCCGACUAG